Salvia splendens (bonfire salvia) is the source of this 2291-nucleotide messenger RNA. RefSeq names its product putative ubiquitin-like-specific protease 1B. The record is from RefSeq and is a predicted model, not a curated record. NCBI's taxonomy places the organism in Eukaryota, Viridiplantae, Streptophyta, Magnoliopsida, Lamiales, Lamiaceae. Gene Ontology annotation, biological process: protein desumoylation; proteolysis. The transcript is spliced from 9 exons. Gene Ontology annotation, cellular component: nucleus. Gene Ontology annotation, molecular function: deSUMOylase activity. Bases 271 to 1698 code for a protein of 475 amino acids.
GUUUUAUGUCAACAAUUUUAUGUUCUAAACAAAACAAUACACAAAAGACUUGUCUCUAAACGAAAUUAAUCAUCACGUUUGCAAUUCCAAAUCUCUAUACGCUCUAAUUCUUGCAAACCCUAAUUCGCCUCAAAUCCGCGAUAAUUUCCUGAUCAAUUUCAUCUCCUGCGUACCCUUCCGCCCAAAUUCAAAAGGCUAGUGUUACUGCACAUUUCUGAACGUUUCGAUGAUUCAACAUUUGGGGUUUUCACCUGACUAGUUGCUUGGAUAAUGGGGGCUCUAACCAGCAACAGGAAGGGAGUAGGCGAUUACUUCAUAAACAUUUCAUCUCCCACCCCGUUUGACAAAUCGUACGGCCACAUUUCCAAAAAACCCAAGCUUUCAGCUUGCAUGAGUCCAAAUACGCCGCAGAAUAAUCGUGCGGCCGCGGCGUCAGUGGUGAAUUCGGUUGCUGCCAGAAUUGCCCAGUAUCCGGAGAGGAAAUUGGGGUUUCCGAGAACAGUUCACGCCCCGGUUAGUCAUAGAUUUGGAAGUUUAUCUUCUGUAUUAGCUGCUGGUUCUAGGGAUUCCCCAGCUGAUAAAAUGGGGAGAUUUGGUUUUUUCUAUCGAAACUACGAAAAAAUUAAGGAUUCAGCAUUGAGAUCACUAAGGUACGUGGGUUCGGGGAAGCAGAAGGAAAAGGAGGUGAUUAAGAUUGAUAGCAGCGAUGAACUGGAUUGUGAUCAUGUCUCCAAGGAUUCUAGCAUAGGAAAGGUGGAGAUUGUGGAUUUCCAACGGAGAAGGUGGAAGGGGGAAGAAGGGGCUGCCGAGAAAGAAGUGAGGUCUUUAGAUUCUUAUGUGAUAACAGAUGUUAGCAAUGCAGUUGCAAAGGUUGAAAAUAUGGAGACGAAUGGGUUGUCGUUGAUGGACCCUGCGGCUGACGAUUCGGAGCAGCCAUUUUAUAAGAAAUUGCACAAUCAGGCAAACAAAAUGGAUCAUGGGCUCAUCAACAUUAGUUUACGUAUAGAUUCACACGAAAAGCAGAUUCAAGGGCUGCGGUCAUUGCGGACUACAAAGAAAGAAGAGCCUAUUGAGAAGGAUGUGGCAGAGGAGUGCUUCGUGCCUCUUACCCGUGAGGAAAAGGCUGUGGUUUCUCGCGCUUUGUCUAAUUCCCACAGGAAAAAGAUUUUGGUCUCUCAUGCGAAUUCUGGCAUUGAUAUUUCUGGAGAAAUAUUACAGUGUUUGAGGCCCCGAGCAUGGCUUAAUGAUGAGGUUAUUAACGUGUAUUUUGAGUUGUUGAAAGAAAGGGAAAAGAGGGUACCAGAGAAGUUUCUCAAUUGCCAUUUCUUUAAUACCUUCUUUUACAAGAAGCUUAUGAGCGGUCAUGGUGGCUACAAUUUUCAAUCAGUUCGGAGAUGGACCACACAGAAAAAGCUCGGAUAUAGUCUUUUAGAGUGUGAAAAAAUUUUUGUGCCUAUCCACCAAGAAAUCCAUUGGUGUUUGGCAGUUGUCAACAAAAAGGAUGAAAAGUUUCAGUAUCUUGAUCCACUCGGAGGUCGUGACAGUCAAGUUCUGAAUGCACUGGCCAAGUAUUUUGAGGAUGAGGUGAAGGACAAGUGUGGAAAGGAUAUCAACCUUAACACAUGGGAGAAAGAAUUUGUCACAGAACUUCCAGAGCAGUUAAAUGGACAGGUUCGAUUGUGGCAUGUUCAUGAUUAAAUAUGCCGACUUCUAUAGCAGGGAUAUUGGACUCUGCUUUAGCCAGGAAAAUAUGCCUUAUUUUAGAGAGAGGACUGCGAAGGAGCUUUUGAAAUUGAGAGCAGACUGAUGAACAGAGAUCUGACUCUCUUUCAUUUUGCCUAUACUAUACUUUUGCUGGCUCCAACGCAGAAGAUCAUCGAAAAUGUCGAAUUAUCAUAUUAUAAGAUGCUCUUUCCUUAAAGUACAAAGAUGGGUUUCACAUUGCCGUAAUUUAUUGCAAGUUUGACUCUGCACUGUAGUUGCUGGAGUUCCCAGCCUCGUUCGUCAAGCUUGCUUGUAAGAAUCAGCAAAAGCACCGAAACUGGAGUGCUGAGCGACACAGCUUGAUGGCCACCUGGUUGAGUAUGAAUCAAUUAUGAUUUGACACUUUACAUCCUGUAAAUGUGUUCAUAGUAAGUUUGCAGCUUAGCUAUCAGAAUUUUGUUAGAAUUCUUUUUUAGGGGUAUAAAGUGUAUGAAAUCUUAGUCGGGUUUUCCCCCUUUUGCUCAGGAAGUUUGACUACAUAUUUGAAGAAAAAAUUGAUGCUGUUAAUGGAGAUUUUUCAUCUACUA